UGCUCUCCCCAGAGCAGUUCUUGAGCUGAGCUUUUAAACACAUUUUGCCAAAAAAUAUAAGAAAUGUUCUCUCUGUGUUCAUCCGCUGCCAAGGCGGCGUACUGCGCCCUCCGCUAUGGGCUCCCUGGAGCCGAUAAGCCAGCCCUGGAAGGAGAAGCCAGAAAUAUUCCAGAAUGCCCGGCACUGGCAGCUGGGAGUCACGGCUGUUCAUCCUGCCCGAUGGCCAGUCCGAGGGUGCGGGAGGAGGAGGAGGAAGAAUACGAGCAGAUUCUCCCGGACGAGCUCGCGGAAGCGCCGCCCCAGCAGCUGGAACCACACCUGUCGGAAGGUGUGGGGGAGAAGGAACAGACCCCGAAGACACUGAAGCUCAUCCUGGUGGGGAAAUCGGGCAGUGGGAAGAGCGCCACAGGAAACAGCAUCCUCGGCAGGAAAGCCUUUGAGUCUAAAGUCAGUGCCAGGGCUGUGACCAAGGCCGUCCAGCGAGAGAGCUGCGGAUGGGACGGGAAGGAGCUCGAGGUGAUCGACACCCCCGAUGUCCUGUCCCCUGCGGUGUCUCUGGACGUGGCAGCCCGUGACUUGCGUGAAGCCACUGGCUUCUCCUCCCCAGGGCUGCACGUGCUGCUCCUGGUGACGCAGCUGGGGCGGUUCACGAAAGAGGACCGGGAGGUGGUCAGGCGCCUCCAGGACGUCUUCGGAGAGAGCGUCCUGGCCUCCACCGUCCUGGUGUUCACUCGGAAGGAGGACCUGGCCGGCGGCUCUCUGGAGGAGUAUGUGCACGAGACUGACAACCAGGACCUCGUCAUGCUGGACGUGGUGUGCGAGCGGCGCCACUGUGGCUUCGACAACAGGGCGGAGGGGGACGAGCGGGAGGCCCAGCUGAAGGAGCUCAUGGAGAAGGUCGGGGUGAUCCUGUGGGAAGCCGAAGACCGCUGUGACGGCAGCAGGGCCCGCCGUCCUCCCGGCAAGACGUUCUGCUCGGACUAGGGCAGGGCGGGCAGAUACCGCAGGGCCCACGGCCCAGGGAGGUGCCCGGUGCGGGGUCCUGGCCCCAGGGGCCGCGAGGACCCAGAAGGCAUCAGAGGCUGAA
Messenger RNA from Pteropus alecto (black flying fox), 1087 nucleotides. It is a transcript of the gene GIMAP6, whose product is annotated as GTPase, IMAP family member 6. NCBI's taxonomy places the organism in Eukaryota, Metazoa, Chordata, Mammalia, Chiroptera, Pteropodidae. The record is from RefSeq and is a predicted model, not a curated record. Bases 64 to 984 code for a protein of 306 amino acids. Gene Ontology annotation, cellular component: cytosol. Gene Ontology annotation, molecular function: GTP binding. The transcript is spliced from 3 exons.